This is a messenger RNA of Anastrepha obliqua, 1557 nucleotides long. Its product is annotated as glucose-fructose oxidoreductase domain-containing protein 1. Gene Ontology annotation, molecular function: nucleotide binding. Bases 81 to 1250 code for a protein of 389 amino acids. Lineage: Eukaryota; Metazoa; Arthropoda; Insecta; Diptera; Tephritidae. The transcript has a single exon. The record is from RefSeq and is a predicted model, not a curated record.
AUAACUAAAACUGCUGAUUUCUGUUAUUUUCUAAGAUGAAGUACUGGAAAAAAUUGUAAACUCACGAUCGCAGGUCAACAAUGUUACCGGGUGUUGGAAUUUUCGGGACUGGCGCUAUUACUAAGGUGCUAGUUCCCCUACUUCGGGAAAAAGGUUUCGAUAUAAAAGCCAUAUGGGGUCCUUUGAAAGAGGCCGAGUCUGUUGCCCAGUCGCAGAAAAUUGCAUUCUUCACUAACAAAAUCGAUGAUGUGCUACUUCGUAAAGAUGUUGACUUGGUAUUUAUAGUUUGCCAACCCUUUCAACAUGCAGAAAUAUCCAAAAAAGCGUUAGGAAUUGGGAAACAUGUUGUAUGUGAUCGACCAAUGGGGCUUCAUCAAGCAGAUGCCUUAAAGAUGGUGCACGCUUCACAAUACUAUCCGCGUCUGAUAACUUUGGUCAAUUACUCACUCCGAUUUCUUCCUGCGUUUACUCACAUGAAACGAUGCCUGCAAGAGGAACUUAUUGGACCGAUGAAUGAGAUUUCACUAGUCGAUAUACGAGUGCAAUUGGGUACGCUGUUUCCCGAGAAGUUCGAUUGGAUGUGCGACGCUGCUAUGGGUGGCGGAGCAUUAAAUUUGGUGGGUAGUCACGUUAUCGACUUGGUCAGCUACCUAUUGCAGCAACAUGCAGUUCGUGUACACGGAUUGGUCCGUUCGUAUACCAAGACGACGUCAGCUGUUAAUGGCAUACGACAAAUUUCAGCGCCUGAUUUCUGUACAUUUCAAAUGGAGUUAGCUGGCGGGGGCGCUCUCGUCACUGUUUCGCUGCACAGCCACACCGUUCCAGCGAAGGCUUUUUCGCAAGAGGUUCUGAUUUGCGGUAGCAAAGGUCACUUAGUUGUUCGUGGUGGAGAUCUAUUUGUAUUUAAAAACAAAGCCGAGCCACCACAGCUAAAAGAAGAAGCUGUUUAUGUUGAUGUGCAAGACUUGCACUUUGCCACCUCGGAGUCUAUGCUGCCACGACCUUAUAUCAAGGGUUUGUGCAAGAUGGUAGGUGCACUAAAAGAGGCUUUCGCUGAUAAGGAUGCUUCAUGGGUGAAAGAGCCCGUGCAGGCCGCUGCUACAUUCGAGGAUGGCUUAUAUGUACAAGCGGUGCUAGAUGCAAUUCGUAAGUCAAGCGAAACAAAAUCUUGGCAAAGGGUUAGAAUUACACCAGAAACGCCGUCGAAUCAUGAACAGAUAAUGACUUUUGCACGGAUGUCAACGAUGUGAAAUUUCACAGUAAAUUUCCUGAUCGUAAUACUAGUUGGGAACUGGGCAUUUUGAUAGAUUAAUACGCAAAACUCAUAACAAAUAUUUUAAUUCCUUACACCAAGAUUGCUAAGUAAUGCUUACACCUAUUUGUUCAGAUUUAUGAAGUGAAUAAUCUGGCAAUCAGGAUUUUUUAUAGUACUAUGUAAUAUUUUAAAUAAUUCCUAUUGGCUAUUAGUGGUUAAAAAUGCACUUUAAUUGGUUUUCUAUCUUUAUAAAGUUGAAUCCAUUAUACGUAAAAACUACUUGUUUGAUUUCCGCAUUAUUU